CCUGUGUGAUCUAACGAGAGCCUUUUAAAAACAUGGACUCAAACUGUACAACUGUACAACAGUAUGUGAUGACCCCGUCGCUCACGGUGCUGUGAAAAUGAGAUCUCUCUUGCUGAUCUGCAUCGUGGGAAUUGGUUUUUUAACAACAGCACUUUCCCUGAAAAUUUGCUCCUUUAAUGUCCAAAGCUUUGGAGAAGCAAAAGCCAACAACAAAAGAGUUAUGGGGAUUUUAACAAAGAUAAUUUCCCGCUGUGACCUCAGUUUGAUUCAGGAAGUGCGAGACUCCAAAGGUAAAGCCAUUCCUGCACUGCUUAUGAACCUAAACAGGUUUGAAAAAUCUAAUGUGUACACUCAUUUAGAGAGCCAAAGGCUGGGGAAGAAUGCAUACAAGGAGCAGUAUGUUUAUAUUUAUAGGAAGGAUGUAUUGCAGGUGCAAGAGCAAGUCUAUUAUCAUGAACUGAAACAGGUAGAGUUCAAUGAUACCGAAACAUUCUCCAGAGAACCAUUCAUCAUAAGGAUCCACUCACCCACAACCUUUGUGAAAAACUUUAUCAUCAUUGGUCAUCACUCAUGUCCUAGGAAGGCCAUGAAUGAGAUGGAAGAACUUUUUGAAGUCUUUCAAGUUGUCAGAAACAAGUGGAAAACCGAGAAUGUGAUGCUCCUGGGAGAUCUGAAUGCUGACUGUGGCUAUGUCACUAUUAAAGGCCUGAAGAAGCUUAGACUAAGGAAUGAUCCAAAGUUCCUCUGGUUGAUUACGGAUGAACAGGACACCACUGUUCGUGAUAAAACACACUGCGCUUAUGACAGGAUAAUUGUACAUGGAAAAACACUGAUUUCUGGGAUUGUACCGGACUCUGCUCAACCCUUCAACUUCAAAAGGGAGUUCAGUUUAAGUGAACAAGAGGCUUUGGAAGUGAGUGACCACUAUCCAGUAGAGGUUGACCUAAAGUCAAGUCAUCACUACCACCUCCGGAAUGAACUCUGAACAAAAACCUGUACUUUUUGUACCUUUUUAUUUGACCAUAUCUUUGAAUCCUUGAGUGGCUGUUCCAAAUUUGCUUCUGAUGAUUUUUAAUAAAAUAUUUUAACAAUUUUUGCUAUUGCAUAUUUUCCACCAUAUAAUACAGUCAUACACUGAUCAGCCAGAACAUUAAAACCACUGACAGGUGAAGUGAAUAACAUUAUCUCAUUACAGUGACACAUGUCAAGGGGUCGGAUAUAUCAGGCAGCAAGUGAACAGUCAGUUCUCAAAGUUGUUGUGUUGGAAGCAGUAAAAAUGGGCAAGCAUAAGGAUCGGUGUGACUUUGACAAGGGCCAAAUGACAGUUGGGUCAGAGCAUCUCCAAAACAGAAGGUGUUGUGAGGUGUUCCUGGUAUGCGGUGGUUAGUACCUACCAAAAGUGGUCCAAGGAAGGACAAAUAGUAACCCGGAGACAGGGUCAUGGGCAUCCAAGGCUCAGUGAUGCACAUGGGGAGUGAAGGCUAGCCCAUCUAGUCCUAUCCCACAGAAGAGCUACUGUAGAACAAAUUGCUGAAUAAAUUAAUGCUGGCCAUUAUAGAAGGAUGUCAGAACUCACACGCAUCAUAGCUUGCUCCUUAUGGGGCUGCGUAGACACAGACCGGUCAGAGUGCCCAUGCUGAUCCCUAUCAAUUGCCAAAAGUGCUUACAAUGGGCAUGUGAGCAUUAGAACUGGACCAUGGAGCUAUGAAAGAAGGUGGCCUGGUCUGAUGAAUCCUGUUUUCUUUUACAUCCUGUGGAUGGCGGGUGCAUGUGCAUCGCUUACCUGGGGAAGAGAUGGCACCAGGAUGCACUAUACAAAGAAGGCAAGCUGGUGGAAAACACACUGUGCUUAUGACAGGUCUACAGCAAAUACCACAAGGUUGCAUUUUGCUUAGAAAUAUUAUGACUUUAACAAACCAUUAGUCAAGGGCAAAACAAACAACUUAUCGCUUUCCUGGGAAAGAAUGGCACCAGGAUGCACUAUGGGAAGAAGACAAGCGGGCAAAUGCAGUCUGAUGCUCUGGGCAAUGUUCUGCUGGGAAAUCUGGGUCGUGGCAUUCAUGUGAAUGUUACUUUGACACAUACCACCUACUUAAACAUUGUUGCAGACCAUGUCAAAAGUAUUCUCUAAUGGCAGUGGCCUCUUUCAGCAGGAUAAUGUGCCCUGCCACACUGCAAAACUUGUUCAGGAAUGGUUUAAGGAACAUAACAAAGAAUUUAAGGUGUUGACAUGGCCUCCAAAUUCCACAGACCUCAAUUUGAUCGGGCAUCUGUGGGAUGUGCUGGACAAACAAGUUUGAUCCAUGGAGGCCUCCCCUCACAACUUACCGGGCUUAAAGGAUCUUCUCCACAGCACACCUUCAGAGGUAUUGUGCAGUCCAUGCCUCGAUGGUUUUAAUGUUAUGACUAAUUGGUGUAUAGUCACACUGUAUGUAGAAACAGACAUUAAAUCAAAACAUGGUUAUUUUCUCAGAACUGAAAGGUAUGUGGACAUAAACUAGCUAACCAAGAACAUUUUAUUAUAAGACAUUUUAUUAUAGGACAU
This is a messenger RNA of Ictalurus furcatus (blue catfish), 2545 nucleotides long. It is a transcript of the gene dnase1l1l, whose product is annotated as deoxyribonuclease I-like 1-like. The transcript has 9 exons. Lineage: Eukaryota; Metazoa; Chordata; Actinopteri; Siluriformes; Ictaluridae. Gene Ontology annotation, biological process: DNA catabolic process. Gene Ontology annotation, cellular component: nucleus. Bases 98 to 985 code for a protein of 295 amino acids. Gene Ontology annotation, molecular function: DNA nuclease activity. The record is from RefSeq and is a predicted model, not a curated record.